GGGUGUAAGUACGUAUACGCGCGUGUGCUUUUAGCGUGUACAUAUAACGUUUAAUAAUUUAUCGUUUGCGUUGAGUGAAAAAGCAGCCCCCCGAGGAGCAGCGGAUCGGCAUACGAAGAUCGCGAAAGAAAGAAAGAAGCAGGAAGAAAGGAGCCACGAAUUCGGCGGGGACUGUGUGUGCGCGUGAAAGGGUGCGAGGGCCAAGUAGUCAUACAAAUAGCCUAGAUGUAUAAUGCAAGUGGGCUGAACGUGCGCUAAGCUUUCGGCGUUUAUACUUAACACAAGUGUGUGUGUGUGUGUGUGUGUAUACAAACGCACGCAUGCGAUAUAUCUGAAACCGAGCCAAUAACACUUAAUCUCGUUUUUGUUGUACGUACUCGAGGCGCGCGUGCUAUAUAUAAAAGCGUGCCCCCCCUCUACCCUGCCUGCCUGCCUGCCUGCCUAACCCGCUGCAGUGUGCCGCUGGUGUAUAAGGCCUGUGUUAUUGUGUUAUUGUGUGCCACCUGAUAAUAAUAGAAACUUCACCGAGAGAGAGGCCCCCCUUAUGCUCGAUACUGCAACAGACGAGUGACCUUGAAAAGCUCGUUAAGUACUCGGUUGUGUGUGUGGUGGGUUGACACGAUCGUAAUGCCAUCGUGACGAUUAUAUCACCCACCCACCGAAAAUACACAUUGUGUUUCGACGCGCGAUCGGAUCUCGGCCGAUUGUUUGGCGUCGCUAAUCGACCUGGGAAAUAAAUACGAUGAGCGAGUGAAUCGACGACACGUCGGCAUCGGGACCUGCAUGUGAUAAUAAUAAUAAUAAUACGAAAGCUUGCAGUGUGCUUGCAGUGCUUGCAAGUGCGCGCGAGUGUAGUGGGCGAACGAGUGUGUUGAUAUACAUUGAAUUAGGCAGUAGUAGGCUGCAGGAAAGAGAGUAGAUAUUCGAGAGAGUGCGACGAGAGAAGAGGACGGGAAGAGUCGAGUAGUGUGCCGGAGCAAAAGAGAGAGAGAGAGAACAUCCCUACUUCAGUGCAGUCUGCACCGAGUGUCUCUCUCUCUCUGGCUCGCGCAGCAGUCGACUACUAGUUGGUGCAGUUGCACUCCUGCUGCUGGUACUGCUGCCGCCGCCGCCGCCGCCUCCGCUGCUACUACUGCAGUAUAACUACCCCCAACCCAACGACGACGACUACGACUACUGCUACUGCUACAGUGUGCUAUCUACGGCCCCUUAUAAACUAGCAGCUUCCCGUUCUAAAUUUACAAGCCAUGCAUCGGCGCUGCUGCCAGCAAUCGAUGCUUAUCGUUGGCUCGCAACGUGCGUGCGUCAAGUCCUCCUCCUCCUCCUCCAACACCACCUCUUUCACGACAACGUCGUCGUCGUCGUCGUCGUCUUUGAUCCGUCCAUUGAGCAGCUCGAAGUUACGCUAAGAAAAUACGCUAAGAAAAAACAAAACUAGAAGAAAUUUUAAUUCAACUAUGAAGACUGAAAAGACAACGGCAACAAUAACAUCUCGGAAGGAGCAACUGAUUUUAGUGAUCGCUGUCGCGGGUGGCUGCCUAUAGUUACAGUGACACGGUCGAGCCGCGCGACACAUACAAUAAUACACACUCGCGCGCGCGUGGUGCAUAUAAUACAUGUGCGCUGGUGGUGUUGGUGUUGCUGCUGCUGCUGCAAGGGUCGCCCCCUGCCUGACUCUGCCUGCGUGCGACUGCACCGGUAGAGCAGCGCAGCACACUAGGGCUAGAGCGAGUAGUCAGCCGCAGUGCGGUCCGCCGCGCCGUACCUACCAGUAGUAGCUGUUAGCCCCACUUCUUUCUUCGCCCUCUCUCUCUCUCUCUCUACCUCUAUCUCUCUCUCUCACUUUCAUACACACACAUGUCCGUACGUACGUAAAAAGCCUUUACUACUUUUUCACACGCUUACGUAUCCUCUUCCUGUUCUCCGCAGUCACAGAGAGUGAAACGACGUGUGGUGGAAGAGGAGCGAGCAACGCGGGCCAGUGGCAACAGCAACAACCACGACAACAAUAACAACGAAAGCAACGACAACAACAACAACGGAAAUAGUGACAGUGUGCAUUUAUAAUAAGUGCAGUGUAUAGUCGUCGUAGUCGUCGUUAUGAAGCCAGCAGAAUUGCAGAUAAUGCCAUUUGGACUGGCGAAUGCCCCGGUGACUUCGACGAGCAGCAGCGGCAGCGGCAGCCACGUCCCCCUCGUGCAGCACUGCAGCAGUAGUAGCAGCCUCGUGCAUCAUCAGCCAGCAGCAGCAGCAGCAGCGACGAAAGAUCGAGGCCGUAAUCCGAUCGCCCUCGUUGUCGCGACAGGAAUCAGCUGCCAGUAGUAGUGGUAGCUGCCGCGCUGGUUUUUUUCUUUCUGCGACAUUAUUGUGCCAGGAUGUCAGUCAUCUGCGUUACUACUAUUGGCGCCCAUCGUCACACGUGCUGCUGGUGGCCGCAGCACUGCUGCUACUCGUGCCGCUCGCUCGAGCUCGAGCUCGUAUUAUCUAGAUGAUACACCGAGAAAACUACCCCGAGCGCAACGAGAGACACGGAUAAUAAUACGUGUGUGCGAACUGCUCGACGUACGUAUACACGGACGUGUAUAUAAUAUAUAUACCCGCCAUGCAUCGGAACGUGCAGCGGAGCAUUGUUUAAAAAAAAAAUACAAAACAAAACAAAGCGUUACAGCAACAACAACAACAAAAAAGCAGAAAAAAGGAAAGAGAGAGAAGAGGAAAGAAAGGAGACAAACAGGAAAAAGCUGGCGACGAGAGGAUAAUGACGCGACGACCGUUGUUUAUUUAUAAUUUUCUACCUUAUUUUUCGCUGCGCUCUACGUAAAAGCUAAGAUUUUUAUCGCUGAAAACGCGUGUCUGGGGGAUUGGAUAUCGUCUGACACUACUUUAACGUAUAGCUGCACUCUCUCUCUUUCUCUACUACCUUUUCUGCUCGACUGCUGCUGAUGCAGCGAUUCAUUAUGUACCUGUUUAAAUGAGAAUGAGGAAACAAAAGCAGUUUUCUGCUGUCCAACGUUAUAUAUAACGAAAAUAUUAUAUUACAUAUAUAUAGCUAUACAAAAAAAAAGAAAAGCGAGCAUAAAUUAUUCAGUGAUAUGCAACGUAUCUAUGCAUUAAGGAAUAUUACGCGCUCGCUCAGGCGAGCAGCGACUCUCGGCGAUAUAUAACCACUAUAGCUCUCAUCGAUUUUUUUCGCUCGUUUUUUUUUGUGAAGAAGAACAAGAAGAAAAAAGGAGAGAAAAGAAAUUAAGAAAAUCCGAAGCGCGCGACCGACAAAAAUCCUAACCCGAAAAAAAAAGGAAAAGAAAAACGCUUCGUCAAGUGCUUCCCUUUUGCAGCAGCGAAUCGAUCUGUCGCUCGCGCACGUUUUUUCGUUCAUACCAUCAGGUAGAAAAGUAUUAUUGUGAGUCAACGCAGUUGCCUCAUCGCCAUUUGUGAUAAAUUUAAAAAAAAACGUGUGCAACUAUUGACGCAUAUCCUCUCACCACACGAGCGAAUAGUAAUAAAAUUUACGAAAAUUUAAGUAUUAAUCCCGUAUACACGCCGACGAAGCAGAAAAGAGGAACGGAAGGAAAAAAGCUCAGUGCCGUGUGCCCGCGUGUGUAUAUACGUAUAUACUACAAUCCAAUGCAGUUAUAAUAUCGAUUCGAGCCUGCGAUGUGCUGUUUCGGCUAAUUCGUAUACCGCCAGUAUUUACCCAAAAGUGUGCUUAAAAACUAUUUCACCUGUGCGCCGUGUACGUGGUAGUAUCGUUUAAAUCUUUCUCUCUCCACUUUGGUCAAGAAAGAGAGUGUGUUCAUUGUGCUGUGACACGACGAUGAUUGUGAUUUACUUCUCCUGCGAUCUCAAAGUUUUCAACGAGUACAUCAAUUUUACAGUCUCGCUCAUGUUUUACGCGUGAAAGAAAAAAAAAUAAAAGAAGAAAUCGUCGCUCGGUGAAUUUGUUCCUGUUCUGUCGCGUGAUUUCGAGGUGCUUUUCUCGACGAUCGAAGAAGAAUAAGAAGAAUAAGGAAAGAAACACACAAGUACCGAGAGAGAGAGCGUAUAAUUUGUUUCCACUCGCACACACGAGGCAGAAGGCGGCAGCGGCGGCACGUUUCGUCGCUGUGCAGCAGCAGCAGAGAGGCGGAAAAGGGGAUUUUCUUCGACGCGUUUAAGCGCGUGGCACGACACACGCAUCGACAACGAGAGAGAGAGAGAGAGAGAAAGACAGUGAGGCCUGGUACUACUACUGUUACUACUACUACCACGUAAAUUAUGCAUACACAUUGACAGGCUGUCGCUGUUUUACUGCUGCAAGCACUCUACCAACUACGACGUCGACGUGAAUCUCUCACUUGUAUAUGGGCGAGGCGAAUGUGUGUACGGCGUCGUGUUUCUCUCAACUCGUCGUAGACACAAAACAAGAGGCAGUAACAGCAGCAAAAAGAAGAGGAGCUUCUCGAUCGAAUCAGCGUGGCGCGUUGAGGUCGCGAAAAACAAAAAGCAAUUAAGAAAAGACGCGCAGCGACUAAAAUUCGAACACACGCGUCGACACAAACAUAGAAAGGCAGAAAAUGAAAUACUUAUCGUUGUCGAAGUCAGCUUCGAGGCUGCAAGCCGCCGUCGUCGUCGUGCAAACGUUCGAGAGAAUAAAAAUCCUGUCAGCAUCCGGCCGAGUUGGCGAGUGAUCCCGUGGAAUUUCGGAAUAAAGUACGAGUGCUUUCGGUUCGUGCAUACCAGGGCCGCCAACGCUUCUCCUACCAUUAGCAUUUGUACCUAGAGCUAUUUCUACUUACUUCUCCUACUCUACGGCAAAUCAAAAACUACUGCUACUACUGCUCCUGGAGGGAGCCUCGUUGUAAUAUACAUAUAUAAUUCGCGCCGCGCGUGAAAAAGGCGAAUCGCGCGCGAAAGGGAGGGUUGGCGCGAGGGGGGGGGGGGAUUGGACAUCGGCCCCCACCGCCUUCAAAAGCGUCUCUCUGGAUUUGUACACACGUAUUGUGCGGGCACAGAAUCCUCUCGUUCGAUUUCUCCUCUCUUAUUUUUUUUUUUCUAAUACUUUUUCAUAUAAUAAUCUUAAAGUGGGAGUGAUGCUAUGUCGCAAAUAAUGCUGUGCAAUCUGGGAGCACCGAGCACGAGCACGCGGGGCACGGUGUCGAGCGGCAGCAGCGGCGUCGUGCCGCCGAUGACGCAGCACCGGCCGACCUCGCUGUCGUCCUCGUCGGCGCGCGAGUCGUCGCGCGAGUCCGCACCGUCGCGCGAGUCGUCGCGCGAGGCCCCCACGAGCUCGUCGCAUCGCGGUGACCGAGACAGAGACAGAGACCGCGACAGGGAUCGCGAUCGCGACAGGGACCGGGAUCGGGAUCGCGACCGCGAUAGGGACAGAUACGAGCGUUUCGACGACGGGCAUCGCGGCGGACAUCACGGGGAUGCGGCGGAUCUGAGGCUGAGGCGGCAGCCGCCGCUGCUGCGCGAGCCGAGCUUGCAGCCGCCGCCACCCGCGACGGCACAGAGCAGCAUGGAGAGCGACGACUCGUAUCCCAUGCCGACGAUUUAUCGAUGUCGCGCACCGAUCGCCAGCCUCGACUGCAUGGAGGAGUUCGGCGGCACCGACUCGAGCGGCGGCCCGUACGGAAGCACCUACGGCAUAAAGGAGCACCUGCUGGCCACCUGCUUGUCGGCCCACUCGGCGAGGCUGCAGUCGAAUCCGUCGCCAGGUAUACGCUACCGCAAUCUCGGCAAGAGCGGCCUGCGCGUGUCCAACGUCGGACUAGGCAUGUGGUCGUCGUUCGGCGGCGACCAAGCCACCAACAACGACGAGAUCGCCGAGGCCGUGGUGGCCCUCGCCUACGAAAGCGGCAUCAAUCUGUUCGACCUGAGCGAGAUACACAGCGGCAACAAGACCGAGACGCAGCUCGGUCGCAUACUCAAGAAGAGAAACUGGAGCCGCACGAGCUACAUCGUCACGACGAAAAUCUACUGGAAUCCAAAAUCCGAGGCUAGAGGGCUCUCGAGGAAAUUCAUCGUCGAGGCGGUGCAGGCCUCGCUCGAGAGGCUCCAACUGUCCUACAUUGACAUUGUCAUGAUACACAGGCUCGAUCCUUCUUGUCCGAUGGAGGAAAUCGUUCGAGCGAUGAACUACGUGAUAAGCCAGGGCUGGGCCAUGUACUGGGGCACGUCGAAAUGGUCGCCCAGCGAGAUCAACGAGGCCUACUCGAACUGCCGGCAAUUCAAUUGCGUCACGCCGAUCGUCGAGCAGGCCGAGUAUCAUCUCUUCUACAGGGACAAGCCGGAGCUUUACAUGCCGGAGCUGUACAAUAAAAUAGGUGUUGGUUUGAUGUGCUGGUCGACCAUGUCGAUUGGUUUGAUAGCGAAUCGAGUCGACGAUGGCAUCUCCGUUCUGUCCAGAUCGCGAUCAUCGCAUAGAAAUAAGUCCUUCAGUUGGACGGGGGAUGAGUCUCAAUCUUGUUUUAAAGAGGAGCAACUGAGAAAGGACUCGGUGGGCUCCGAGAGCAGGAGGUACUCGGACAAGGUGCGCGACAUGUGCGUCCUGGCCGAGAGGCUCGGCUGCUCCUAUCCUCAAUUGGCCAUCGCGUGGUCCCUGAAAAAUGAAAGUUGCCAGUGCCUUCUGCUCGGCGCAACGACAACUGAACAACUCUACGAGAGUCUUCAGAGCUUGCAGCUGAUACCUCGACUGACCGACAACGUGAUGACCGACAUCGAGAGGAUACUACGCAACAGACCGUCCCGACCGCCCAUAAUAUCGACCCUCGAGCUCAGAUGACAAUCGCUCGACCCCCACGGCAGUCGUGGGGGUUCGUUCGCCGGCAGCCCCAAGAGCGAGCUGCCGCCGGGCCAGCAGUCGCAGCAGCACACCUCGGCGCACGCCUCGCAGGCCGGCGACGCUCAGCAGGACCAGUCCAAGGACAGCCAAAAGGUGUCCUUCUGCGAGGUCCAAUGAUAAACGCUGCCCGCCGAGAAAUCAAGGGAGAGCUUGCUCUGAUGCUUUUUUGCUUCGUCACACACAUACUGUACAUGCAAAAACGAGCUCAGGCUACGCAAGGCUAUAUUAUAUUGUUAUAUCGAAAGAACGCGGAAUCUUGCUCUGCACUUUGCUAAAGGAACAACAAAAAAUUUUUCGUCGCAGACUCGUAUAUUUCGCCCGAUUAUACGUAUCAUAUUGCACCGUAUAUGCACGCGCGCGCGCCUCAUUAUGUGUACGCACGAUGAAAAAAAGAAGUAUACGUUCUUUUGCGUCCCGAGCGCGUUUCGUUGCGGAAAAUCCUGCCAUUUUACACCGCAUUGUUGUACCGAUUUGUAUCACAUACGCGCGACACGCAGUUACAGCUCGACGAAAAAACGAAGUCAAAAGAUUGACAAAAUCCUCUCGCAAAGCACGACCGAUAUAUAAUAUACGCUUUUCUGCUCUCCGUUCUCGCGGUUUAUCUCUUUGAAUUUGAAAAUUCAAUUAAUUAUUACGCCCGGGGUUUGCGCUUAUACGCACACGUACCUUUGUGAGUGCGUAACCCAGACGCAAAAUACCUCGCACGCGCAUAUUACACAGCUGCACAUAAUAAUACCCACACACACACACACACACACACACACAUGCGCUCGAAGCGGCUUUUGUUGUAACGCAUGAAGGGAAGAAAAAAAUGUUAAUGAAAUUCAUUCGCUGCAACGUCGCGACUUGUGUUGUUUAAGUAUAAUGAUAUGCUGCAAUUCCGAUUGAUUUGCCUGAAUUCUGGACACGAGCAAAUCCAUCCAAACUAAUAUAUACGUACACGAUCGAUACGAUAUCACUCGAUAAACGAUACACCAUAAUAAAUUGUUUCAUUGCCUACGUGAACGAUGAAACGGUAUUAUAUACGUAUGCAGCCGAAGUCUGCUGCGAUUUGUUACAUUAUUAUGAAUAAUUAAAUGAUUAUUGUAGUAUAUGGACGGAAAAGUAAAUUAAAAAAAAUUAAAUUAAAUUAAUAAAUUGUAAAUAUAUAGAUCGAUCCAUAACGUCGCUAUUCGUAGUGGUCAAGAAACUUUUUUCAAAUUUUUAGAGAAAAAUAGUUUUAAUAAUCGAGCAGAUAGGAACUUUUUCACUUCUUACGACAUAAUUAUACAAUAAUUAUAAAAUUAAUAAUAUACAUUUAAGCAAGAUUAUUCGAAUUACAUAUUGUACAAAGCCGCGUAAAAGAUAGUUAUAAAUUCCUCGGGUGUAAGUAAUUUUCUCAUUUUGCUAAUUAUAUUUUAAUGUAAAUAAGAUAAUAAUACGAAAGAUGAAAAGAAAUAAACGAGUCGAAAAAUUCAUGCUUGUUGGUUCAUAAUUGUAAAGAAAUUAUUGUACAGGAACCUAGGAAAAUAAAUUAGAAAAUGAAUAAGAAAAGAGAUAGAAUAAUUUCACGCUUCGAUCGCGAUGAUAUCGCCUUAUUGUUUUAAUAAUCUAGUAAAAUCGAAUUUCAAUUGUUUCAUUUGGCUGUUGAAAAUAUAAGAAUCACUCGUCAGAUUAUCAGAAUUUCUGAAUAAAAGUAUAUACGUUGACAAAACUAGUUGAUCUACAUUGUUAUGAAAAAAAAAUAUAUUGACUAUUUAAAAUAUUAUGUAAACUUUAGAUUCUAUUAUUGUUUUCUAUAUUAUAGAGAUUACUACAUUAUAGAUAAUACUUUUCAGUGCUAAGGCAAGAUUAAAGCUGAAACCUACAUACUUAUUAACUUCAAAACAGAUUGUACUAGCCGAGUAAUUUGAAAAAUAAUUUUUUCAUUUCGAACAUUUGAUUCGAUGCUAAUAUAAUCGAAAAAGAAAUCUCAACUACAUGCCACGCUGUAGUGAAAAUCAGCUCGGCUAAUUUUCAUAGUAUUUUUCUCCUCUAAAAUCUUCCUAAUCUACUCACAGCUCAUAUCAAAACGCUAGUAUAUAGGUUCAAUAAAAAUUUAAAGACCGUAGCUUUUCAAUCUCUUCAAAAAAAGUGACGAAACAAUGUAAACUAAAUACUUACCUUUUCUAGUUGACUGAUAACACUCAAAAACAUACGAAUCAACCAAAAGGUUUGAAGCAUUUUAAUACCACAAGCAAAAUGAUAUGGGUUUUUUCAACAAUGAGUCACUCAUCAAAUUACGAAAAAGUUUAUGGCUUUAAGAGUAAAUCUAAACAACGUAUAACUUAGUUCUUCCCAAAAAAAUUAUAUAUUAGGAAAUAGUUAAUAGAAUAAACAUAAUUGUUCAUUACAGAAUAAUUAAGAAAGGAAACAAAAUUGUUAAUGCGAGAGAUGCAUGAUUUUCUCCGUUAUUGUCAACUUUUAUACAAAGUAAAUUAAGUAAAAAUAAAAAUUAUAGUAGUGACUCGUGAUAAAUACUGUACAUACAAAAGCUUGGAGUAUCAGGUAAUAAUGUUAACAAUAAUAACGCAGUAAUAAUAUAAAUAUAUAUAAUAAAUAUAUAUAUUUACAAUGAAUGCGCUCAAAAAAAAAACGUCCGCCUUCUAUGAUAAGCAUAAUGAACCAUUCGAUCACUACGAUAUUGUUUAUUUUAAUAAAAAGAAAAUUAAACAAAAGAAUCUUCAUAAGUAGGUCGUAUGUAUGAUAAUUAUAACAAAAAAAUUUAUAUAUAAUAAUCGUAAAAAAUGCUCUCUUUGCACAGACGAAUGAUUGCGCAUUCGACACCUUUGAAAUUUGCCAAAAGUUUCAGUGUUUUACACACGUACACCGUAUUAAGUCGCAGGCCCACUUUUUAUUACGAUAAAGUAUAUAGUCGAGUUGAUCGCUAUUGAAAGAUAUAUCAUAAUAAAACAUAAAUAUUGUCACUUUUUAUAUGAAUAUAUUAUAUAGUGUUCCAUCUGCACAAUAUAAGACAAUAUUUUUUAGUUCGUUAAGAAGAGUUGUCGAUUUUGUUUUCUCAUUGCUGCUAAAUUUUAGAGGCCGUCACUUUCUCAUUUUUUUAGUUGUACGGAAUCACACGCGUCUCAAGCGAUAAUAAUUAUCAAAUGAACUUCAAGAUAUAUAAUACUGGUAAGCGUGACAUUGAAAAUAAAAAAUUUAGCAACAAAAAAGUAACAUGAAUUUACGCAGGAUCGUCAAAGAUACAUCGUAGAUUUAUUAUGAUCGCAGAUAAGCUUUCUGCCUUAUUAGAUUUUUAUAAACAUACAAGUAGGUUAAACAAUGUAAUGUAGAUACAAAAAAAAUAAUAAAGGAAACGGAAAUUCGACAUCGAAAAUCACUAAUCUAGGCUAUAAAAGUAUUCCUAUUAACUACGACGAAAGGGCAAAAAAAGUGAUACAGAGCUUUUUCAACGAAUACAUAUUUAAUGCCAGUUUUUUUUACAGAAAAAAAUAAUAAAGCACUUAUCGCGAUCGACAAAAUAAAAAAUUCUUGGAGAUACGUCGAACUGUAGGAUGCAGCUUUUUUCUAAAAAUAUUAAUAACUAAUAUUACUGAUAAUUAAUAAACAGAUAGGGGUGCAAUUCGUCCACUUCAAUAAAUAAAAAAUUUUCUCAAAAUAAAAUACCAUAGGUUGAAUACAAUAAAAAAACAAAUAUUAAAACCAUACGACAAACGCUAAAAGCUUUUGUUUAUAUUAGAGUUUGUAAAUAAAAUAAACAAUAUAAAUAUCUAAGAAAAACUUUAUAGAAGGUAAAAAAGCUUGUCAUAUACAUCAUUAAUAAAUAAACUAUAAAAUACAUAUUAUAACGUUUAAGAGGAAAAUUGCAUAAAUAAAGUGAAAGAUAAAUUAUAACGAUGAUAUCGACGAUAUAAAAAAAGUAAUAAUAAAUACAAUUUCAAUAUUAUAUUUAUUGAUAAAAGCAAGAAAUUCAUAGAAACUCAAACUCUUUUGGAAAUUAAAAUUAUUUGCUGCAUUAGACAUUUUGAUUUUCUUUCAUCUCCAGUUCAUUUUGUUUUGUUGACGCGAAAAAUGUGCUUACUUUGACGAGCUCGUCUAGUCACCCAUCAGAUGGCUUUAAACAUUUAAUCUCAAGCAUUUCUGGCAUUGACAAAGCUCUUUAUAAAAAAAAUGCCAUCAUCAAUUGCCUAACACCAAUAUGUUCAGAAAAUUUGGAAAUGUCAAGGUACAUAAUUAUUACUCCAGAAGACAUUAAUAAGAAACAUCUCAGAGCCUUAGGUAAAUAUAGAGUUUAAAUGAUUCCAAAGCGAAUAUCUUUAAUAUUUUAUUCUUUUGUAAUAUUCAUUAAUUGGAUCAAAAAAUUAUUGGCAGAUAUUAAUGAUAUAAUA
Messenger RNA from Trichogramma pretiosum, 11190 nucleotides. It is a transcript of the gene Hk, whose product is annotated as voltage-gated potassium channel subunit beta-2. Lineage: Eukaryota; Metazoa; Arthropoda; Insecta; Hymenoptera; Trichogrammatidae. The transcript has 10 exons. The record is from RefSeq and is a predicted model, not a curated record. Gene Ontology annotation, cellular component: voltage-gated potassium channel complex; cytoplasm. Gene Ontology annotation, biological process: potassium ion transport; regulation of potassium ion transmembrane transport. The coding region runs from base 5075 to 6763 and encodes 562 amino acids. Gene Ontology annotation, molecular function: transmembrane transporter binding; potassium channel regulator activity; voltage-gated potassium channel activity.